AUGGCUGCCGCCCUCCGUGACCUAGCAGAGACAGACGUCCGCGAGCCCAUCCCGGCAACAGCCCUCCUGGCGGCGCUGCAGACCCCGCCCUUCGUGCUGGUCCCGGGCACCUUCAACACGCGGGACCUGGGCCUCCUCCAGCCAGGCACGGGCAUCCGCCCGGGCUUCAUCUUCCGCACCGGCGGGCUCGAGGCCCUGGCGCGCUCGGCGGACGGGCAGGCCACGCUGCGCGAGGCCCUGCACGUGCGGCGCAUCUUCGACAUGCGCUCGCGCGAGGAGCACGCCCGCGCCGCGGACCCGGCGCUCGAGGGCAUCGAGGGCGUGUGGCUCGGCGACGAGGGCAACGGCGCCGCGGAGGAGAACCCGAUGCUGGACCUGGACUUGUUCGUUGACGGCCAGGGCGAGGGCGGCUACAUCGCCAUGUAUAUGGAUGUGCUCGACAAGUACAGGGGGACCUUCCGGGAAGUCCUGGCCAGCGUGAGGGACCGGCCGGACGAGGCGAUCAUGUUCCAUUGCACAGCGGGGAGAGAUCGCACAGGUGUGCUGGCGGGCUUGCUGGAGACGCUGGCUGGGUAUGAUGCCGAGACUGUGCGGACGGACUUCCUGCUGUCGCGGAUCGGCACGGAGGUGGCGCGGGAGCACCUCCUCGGGUUUGCCAGGAAGUACAGUAAGGGUAGUGCCGGCAAUGGCGACAGCUCGACAUCCUUCGACGAGGCCCCUGGGUUCCUCAAUCUGGUCAGCUUGCGAGGGGUUUGCUGGGAUGCAUUUGUCGAGGCUGUCGGCAUGAAGUUUGGAGGCUUCGAAGGGUAUGCGAUCAAUGUGCUGGGGUUUUCGGAGGAGGACCUCGCAACGAUCAAGAAAAACUUGACCGAACGACCUUGA
Diaporthe amygdali is the source of this 882-nucleotide messenger RNA. RefSeq lists its product as uncharacterized. The record is from RefSeq and is a predicted model, not a curated record. Gene Ontology annotation, biological process: dephosphorylation. Gene Ontology annotation, molecular function: phosphoprotein phosphatase activity. The coding region runs from base 1 to 882 and encodes 293 amino acids. The transcript has 2 exons. Lineage: Eukaryota; Fungi; Ascomycota; Sordariomycetes; Diaporthales; Diaporthaceae.